GUUUCGCUUCCUCUAAAUUAUUCUGCAGGUCACUGGCUACUGGCUAGGACAAAAUUCGUCCGGCGUCCGUCGGAGAAGCUUUGCCGGUUUUCUUCCUUCAACCUUCGUUGCCGCCACAGAACCUUUUCCGGUUUCCUUCCUUCGACUUGCACUACCGCCGGAGAAGCUUUGCCGGAAUUGAGAAUCGUCGUUGACCCGGAGGAUGGCACGAGAAACCUGCAACCGAUUGGCAUGUCGGCUUGGAGUCUCUGACUUGUGUCUCUCAUAGGAAUACUGACCGGAAGCCUUGUUGCCGCUGUCCAUAGGAUUCCGAUCUGACUUGUGCCGGCCGGCGUGGUGGCAAAGGAAAAGAGGCAGAAAGGCUAUGUUCAAAGAAUCGACAAGUUUUGUUUCAGAUUUAAUGAGGAUUGAGGAAGAGAAGAGGAGGUGUCUGGUGGACCUGGUGUGUAAAUUAAAGAUGCAAUUGUGGAUAAAAUUUGAGAAAAUUAUCUAAAUAUAAGUUUAACAUAGCAAAAUUUAGUGAUUUUUUAGUCUCUCAUUCUUUUAAUAUGAAAGAAAACACUCUUAAUGGCUGUUGAUGGAAGGGACUAGAUGAGCUCGGAGUGACUCCCUGACAAGCUUCGUUGAUGGAAGGAAGUGCCCCGGCUCUGAAAAUUCGAUUCUUAUCAUUGGAGAUGGUGGACCGUAUGUGGAGUGGUAUAUUUUAACCACUUUAGGGAAAGGGGUAAUUUUAUACUUUAAUAAAUCACUUUUUUACCAAACACUCCAAUUUUACCAUUUUUGUAUAAUUACUUCUAUUUACAAAGUACAAACACUAUCCAUUUUUACUAUAGAUCACUUUUCCAAUAAUCACUUAAAUAAAUCACUUUUGAGAAGUAGAAGCAAUAGCAAACAUAGCCUUACUAGCUUAAACUCUCCAUUAAUUUUGGAUACCCCUAUAUAGAUGAGAGUGACUCCAAAAAAGUUUUGGAUACUAACAUUUCUCGUAUUGCGUCAAAGGAUAUGGGUCAUAUGGAAACUCAAAUGAUCCGAGAGGGGCAUAACCCAUCAUCUCCAAAAAGAUACUCAUCACUUGCUACUACAAGCUCAUCCAUACUACCAGUUACUGAAGUUCAGUGUUUCCAUUCACCAAGAGAAGAUACCAGGAACGUUUUAGAUGAGCAGGUUACUCUGACAAGGUGGAGUAAGAAACACAGGAUUCGAAUUCCAGGGGCGAGUGUGGAUAAUUUUGAUUAUUGGAAAAGUAAUGCUGCUAUAGGACUGCAUUCUGAUGGCUGGGAAAUUCUCAAAACAGCAAACUCUUUAUCCCAGGAAGUGUUUAAUCAAGCCUUUUGAGUCAAAAAGGAAGAAACAAGGAUAAAUUUAAGAACUUGCAGAAGGCAAAAGCGGAGGCAGCAAUCCAUAAAUUUGAGCAGAAAUGAGAACCUCAAUGCUGGCAGCUCAUAAUCAAGAAGAUAUAAGAUUCUCUUACAGGGCCUUAACUCGAUCUCCAUCGGACUCAUCAUAUGGAUUCAUUAUAUUUGGUGGCUGCUUUACAUGCCAUGCAUUUUAGUUAUUCUGAUCCUAUCUUUUCUUGCACAUGGAGCCUAAUUUUGCAGAUCAAUCACAUUUUAGACACUGCUGUUGAGCCGGUUCUGGGAAAUGAAGUGAUGCAGGUGGCGUUCCUAAUCGGAUGAGGUUAACAUAAUCUUGAAACCCAUGGUCAAUUAAUCCAGUAAACAUUAUCCCUAUGAU
Molecule: messenger RNA, 1734 nt
Organism: Cuscuta epithymum
Lineage: Eukaryota; Viridiplantae; Streptophyta; Magnoliopsida; Solanales; Convolvulaceae
Source: the annotation of a GenBank genome assembly